Apis laboriosa (Himalayan honeybee) is the source of this 1794-nucleotide messenger RNA. RefSeq names its product nuclear pore complex protein Nup50 (gene Nup50). Gene Ontology annotation, biological process: protein import into nucleus. The record is from RefSeq and is a predicted model, not a curated record. Lineage: Eukaryota; Metazoa; Arthropoda; Insecta; Hymenoptera; Apidae. The transcript has 5 exons. Gene Ontology annotation, cellular component: nuclear pore. Bases 124 to 1707 code for a protein of 527 amino acids.
CAGAACUGAAAAUUGUGUUUAGCGUUCAAGUGUAAAUUCUUAUGUAUAUUAAGUACGUACUUUAAUAUAAGUAUAUUAAAUUUGUUUUAAUUAAGUUUUUAAUAUAAUUGAAUUUAUUUUGAAAUGGCUGGUAAAAGGCCUGCAACUACAGAUUUAAACCAUGAUAACUGGGAUGAUGAAGAAAAACCUGAAGAAGCAGGUACAUUUAAAAAAGCUCCUGAUGAUGUAAUGGAAAAACGUAUUGUUAAAAAAGCUAAAAGACGUUUACAAAAUACAGAAGACACUACCAGAAGUGCAUUUGGUACAUUUACAGGUUUUAAAACAACAACUUCAACAAAUGCUUCACCAUUUAGCUUUUUAGCUAAUAAUAAUACUAUAAAUACUAAUGAUACAUCAUCUAAGACAAUUACAAAUAUAAACAAGUCUUCUUCAAAUAAUGAAACUGCAAAAACUAAUGAAAAUGGAACAAACAAAAAAGAGAAUACAGAAAUACAAGUAUCAUCACCUACAUGUAGUAGUAAAAAUAGUAUUUCUGAUCAAGAAGAUCAAAAUACAUUAAAAAAAUCUUCUGAUUAUUUUGCUAAAUUAAAAGGAUUAAAUGAAAGUGUUGCACAAUGGAUUAAAACUCAUGUUGAUGCAAAUCCAUUUUGUAUUUUGACUCCAAUUUUUAAAGAUUAUGAAAAGUAUCUUAAAGAAAUAGAAAGUAAACAUGGAAAUGAAAUUGAGAAAUCUUCGCAAGCACAAUCUAUACACAGUAGUGAUAAUAAAGAAUCUACAAACACAGAAAAAAAACUUGAAAGUUCUCCAUUUGGAGUAACAAAUUCAAAAUCUCCUUUUAGUUCAACAGAAUGGAAACCUGAAAAAUCAAUUUUUGGCAAUAUUAGUGCAAGCUCUAAAUCUAUAUUUAGAAAAUCAGAACAUACUACAGAUACGGGUAAAUCUAUUUUUAGUAAUACAGAUCAAAGUUCAGACAUACAAAAAUCUGUUUUUGGUAAUAUUGAUCAAAAAUCUGGUAGCAAAAAUAUAUUUGGAAGUUCAAAUUCUGAAAAGAAUCCAUUUUUAAGUAAACCAUCUAUUGCAUCUGAUAAAUCAGAUGAGCAAGAAACAAAAUUGGAUUCAAAAUCUACUACUGUAACUACUAGUACUGCUAGUACCACUACUACUAUUGCUAGUUCGUUUGCUACAACAAAUACAACAACUUUCUGCUUUGGUCAAAGUUCUGCUACUAAUAAUACAUCAACUGGUUUUAGUUUUGGAAGUACAAAACCAUUUACAUUUGGAGCUCAAGUGGUAAAGCCACAAGAACCUGAAGAUAGUGAAGGAAAGGAUGAUGAAGAUGAGGAACCACCAAAAGUAGAAUUCAAACCAGUUAUAGAAGAAGGUGCUAUAUAUGAACAAAGAUGUAAAGUUUUUGUUAAAAAAGAUGGUAAUUUUACUGAUAGAGGUGUUGGAAUGUUGUUUUUAAAACCAACUCCAAAUGAAAAAACACAAUUAUUAGUACGUGCAGAAACUUCUUUGGGGAAUUUAUUGCUCAAUACUUUAUUAACAGAAAGUAUACCAACAAAACGUAUGAAUAAAAAUACAAUAAUGUUGGUUUGUUUACCUUUACCUGAUUCUACACCACCUCCAGUACCAGUUUUAUUAAGAGUAAAAACAGAUGAAGAUGCAGAUAAAUUAUUAGAAGCACUUAAUAAACAUAAAAAAUGAAAAAAAAAAUAGAAAUUAUAAAUAAGUAAUUAUAAAUGCCAUUGAAAAAAGAAAAAACAAAAUUGUGUUGAAUAGUAACCAAUAAUU